GUACUCUCCCCUCUCUCCUUCCCUGCCGAGGAGCGUCACGCAGUCGUCCCGUGCGUCUCCUCAGCAACUCCAGGAAGCCGCAUCUCGAGGAAUAUCCUUCCAAGGAAUACGUGCAGCAGGAGAUCACACAAGAGAGCACCUGUGCGAGUGGUCCGGAGAAGAGAGGGGUCUCCCCAUAACCUGAGCCAUGAGUCGCAGCAUUGUGCGGCAGAGCAAGUUUCGCCACGUCUUUGGUCAGACGGUCAAGGCCGAGCAGGGUUACGAUGACAUCCGUGUAUCCAAGGUGACGUGGGACAGCUCCUUCUGCGCCGUCAACCCAAAGUUUCUGGCGGUCAUUGUUGAAUCCAGCGGAGGUGGAGCGUUCCUGGUGCUGCCCCUCUCUAAGUCGGGUCGUGUGGAUAAGAACUACCCGCUUGUAAUCGGGCACUCGGGACCCGUCCUCGACAUCGACUGGUGCCCCCAUGACGACAACAUCCUGGCCAGCGGCUCGGAGGACUGUACUGCAAUGGUGUGGCAGAUCCCAGAUCACUCACUGACCCGCCCCCUCUCUGACCCCGUCGUCGUCCUCGAGGGCCACUCCAAACGUGUCGGUAUUGUCACCUGGCACCCGACGGCACGCAACAUACUUCUCACUGCGGGCAGUGAUAACCUGAUUAUAAUCUGGAACGUGGGGACCGGCGAGCCCCUCAUCUCCAUGGACGACCACCCAGACCUCAUCUACAGCAUCAGCUGGAAUCGAAACGGCAGCUUGUUUUGCACCACCUGCAAGGACCGACGUCUGCGCGUCUGCGACCCGCGCAAAAGGGAGGUGGUUGCGGAACGUCUGGCUCCACAUGAGGGCAUCCGGCCAAUGAGAGCCAUCUUCACCAGAGAUGGAAACAUUUUCACCACAGGAUUCACCCGGAUGAGCCAGAGAGAGCUCGGACUCUGGGACCCGACAAAUUUUGAGGAGCCUAUUGCACUAUUGGAAUUGGACACAAGUAACGGCGUGUUGUUACCAUACUAUGACGCAGAUGCAAACAUGGUUUACCUCUGUGGAAAGGGGGACAGCAGUGUCCGUUACUUUGAGAUCACAGAUGAGCCCCCUUAUGUCCACUACCUCAGCACCUUCAGCACCAAGGAGCCCCAGAGAGGGAUGGGCUUCAUGCCCAAAAGAGGUGUGGACGUCAGCAAAUGUGAGAUCGCCAGGUUAUUCAAGCUCCUUGACAAGAAGUGUGAACCCAUCACAAUGACGGUGCCCAGAAAGUCGGAUCUCUUCCAAGACGACCUGUAUCCGGACACAGCCGGGGCUGAGCCUGCCAUGGAUGCUGAGGAGUGGCUGGAUGGUCGUGAUGAAGAUCCAAUCCUGGUCUCCAUGAGGGGGGGUUACGUGCCACCCAAGAGCCGAGAGCUCAAAGUGGCAAAGAAGAACGUGCUGGACUCUAAACCCGCCACCCGACGAAGCAUGUCCACUUUGGACACCAACACUCUGCCGUUGCUUACUGUCCUUGACCUAUUUUCCAUCUCUUUUUCCUUAAUUCCCACCUCCCUGUCACUGUGUUUUUUCCUCUUUUGUCCUUCUGUUUCCCGUUUUUCCUUCUCUUCCCCGUCCAGCCUGAGCUGCUUGAGAGGCUGCUGGAGGAAAUUCAGAAUCUAAAGGCCACAGUUUUGUCCCAGGAAAAGAGAAUUUGUGAUUUGGAGAAUAAGCUUUCCCAGUUUACCAAUGGCACUGACUGACAAACACACCUUUUGAAGAAGUGCUUCUAAAUUUCAGAAUAUCUAUAUGACUAUAAUAAAACAAAUGUAUUAAACCUUUAAACAGGUACCAUUGUGUAGGAAUAGCAAUGUGGACAUUGGAUGUUAACUAACUAAUUUGAAUAAAUCACAUCUGUAAUAAUACAAUACUGUCAGACAAGGUUUACAACAAGUAGAAAAACACAAAUUACAGAUAAAUACUUUUUCAAACUGAAAUUUGAUGCACAUUCUCCUCAAACUACAUAGAGCGCACACACACACACACACACACACACACACACACACUCAAGCAAGCUAACACACUCGGCACCUUUCUUUUGCAUUUUCCCCUGUACAACCACCACCAGUUCAUUAAAUCUCUCUGAAAUCUUUUCAAAAAUGUAAAUAGUGAUAAAAUUAGUUGAAAGAUGUGAAAAGUAUAAUGUUUUGUGUUCUGUAAAAGAUUAUACAUUAGACACAUGACAAUAAUAAAAAGUGUUUUUUAAAAA
Molecule: messenger RNA, 2222 nt
Organism: Pungitius pungitius (ninespine stickleback)
Lineage: Eukaryota; Metazoa; Chordata; Actinopteri; Perciformes; Gasterosteidae
Gene: coro6
Product: coronin 6
Exons: 11
Coding region: 188-1636 (482 amino acids)
Biological process (GO): cell migration; actin filament organization
Molecular function (GO): actin filament binding
Source: RefSeq, a predicted model, not a curated record